This is a messenger RNA of Linum tenue, 1785 nucleotides long. The record is from the annotation of a GenBank genome assembly. NCBI's taxonomy places the organism in Eukaryota, Viridiplantae, Streptophyta, Magnoliopsida, Malpighiales, Linaceae.
AUGUCUGCCUUUGCCAAUGAAAUUCUUCCUCUGGCCAAAAUCAUGCACUCGCUAUGCUCUCCUGAAGAUGGAGAUAAGGAUGCCUGUGGACAUUUGAGAGGACGGUGUUGUUGGCUGCCGGUGAGUCGUUUCAGAAAAUGGAGGAGGGAGUCCAUGGAGGAGGAGGCGGCAGCGGAGGAUGAUUGGGAAGAGGUAGGAGAGGGCGGCAACGGAAGAUUGGGGGUGGAGCAAAGGCAAUGCUGCAUUGCCUCCACGGUUUCCUCUUCGUCAGCAAAGGAAUAUGAGAAGAGAGACGCCAAACCUGUCAAAGGGGAUAGCAAGACCAAGGUCAUUUCCAGGAUGAAGGAGCUCAUUAGAUGCCUGCAGCUACCAAAUCUGAGAAGAAUGGGAAGUUCCUUGGCCACAAGCUUGAGAUGGGAAGCUGAAAGCAGCUCCACCACUUGCUCGACACUGUCGUCACUUCUUGCCCUGAGCCUCGAGUUUCAGAGCCUCUCUUCCGCGGUGGGAUUUCAGAGCGUCUCUUCGUCGAUAGUGACGGGAUUGAUUGGCGGCGACGGCGAAUCUGCAUCUGAAUUAGGGCGACGGCGACAACGAACCUGCAUCAAGGGGCGAUGUGCUGAGGAGGGAUUCUUCGAUACUAGGGAAGAGGUCUCUUCCAUCUCCGAUUGGGCUUCCGAUUCCGACGGCAACGGUGUUUUCGCUAAUUCUCAGUUCGAGAUUUGGGCUGAAGCUCGGGAGUCGUUUGAAGAUGGUGCUUCGGAGGUGGAUUUCAUGUACAAGAUUAGGAACUUAGACGACGGAAGGGAGUUUGUCUUCGAAGAACUGGAUCAAGAUUGUAUUCUGGUUCGAUGGAUGGGACAAUCAAGGAAGAAGGAGGCUGCUUGUUGUCAAGAUUGGAUGUCUGGAAACUGUGGCAGAGGGGAGAGCUGUCAAUUCCUACACUCAUGGUGCCGUGGAGAUGGAUUUUCAAUGCUAGCAAGACUAGUUGAAGAAGAGCAUGACGGUGAAAAGAAGUCUAUUUCUGGGAUUGGGUACCCUGCAGGAUCUGACAAGCUAUAUUCAGCAACCAGUGGUGGAGUGGUACGUGCUUGGGAUUGCCAUACUGGUUUGCUUGCCGGGACUGCGAAUGUUAGUGACUACAAGAUCGGAUGUUUGAUCAGCGAUGGAGAUUGGGUGUUUGUUGGUUACCCCAAUGGUGUCAAAGCAUGGAACUUUAAAUUAGGGGUUUAUCAUGACCUCACAAGUUCAAAUGGUCAAGUCAAUGCCUUGGAGUUUGGGUUGGAUGCCUUGUAUGCUGGAGCUGAAGAUGGUGCAAUUUUUGUUUGGAAAGGAUUUGCUGAUCAGCAGGCCGAUCCCCAAUUUCAGCAGCCUGCUACUUCCCUAAAAGGCCAUGGAAGUGCAGUUACUUGCCUCAGAGCUAGCAUAAAUGGUGAUUUGUAUAGAAGAUUGUAUUCUGGUUCGAUGGAUGGGACAAUCAAGGUCAAGUUCUGGGGUUGCGCUGAAGAUGACAGUGAUGAUAUAAGCCUUUUGUACACACAUGAAGAGGAAAGUGUUGCAGUUGCUCUUGGUGGGAUGAAUGAUUCCGAAGGAAAACCAGUCUUGUUCUGUUCGUGGAGCAACUGUAGUGUUGGGUUAUACGAGUUGCCAACACUCGAAGAGCGUGGAAGGAUUUACUCACAGAAGGAAGUAAGAGCAAUUCGAAGUGGGCCUGACGGUUUGUUUUUCACAGGGGACGCAAAUGGUGUCGUCAGCGUCUGGAAGUGGGCCAAAGCUGAUGCUGCUUGA